Molecule: messenger RNA, 5621 nt
Organism: Eublepharis macularius
Lineage: Eukaryota; Metazoa; Chordata; Lepidosauria; Squamata; Eublepharidae
Product: complement C4-like
Exons: 41
Coding region: 37-5196 (1719 amino acids)
Biological process (GO): complement activation
Cellular component (GO): extracellular region
Molecular function (GO): endopeptidase inhibitor activity; protein binding
Source: RefSeq, a predicted model, not a curated record
GCAGAGAAGUCGGCUCUGCAUUGACACAGCCCAGAGAUGUCGCCUGGAAAGUGGCUGCCUCUCUGGCUAGCAUGGAUGGGGGCUUUGGUAGCCCUGGGGCAACAAGAUAAGCCAAGGUUGCUGAUGGUCGCCCCCAGUGUGGUGCCUGUGGGGGCAGAAGUGGCAGUUGUGCUGCAGCUGGAGGGACCCGUUUCUGCACUCUCCGGCAUGGUCUAUUUCCAGAAUGAGAAUGCCAUGCAGAAUCCGAGAUGCUCUACAGAGCAGCCUUUUAAUCUUCAGCAGCCCAACAAUGUCUUGCAAAGAAUUACGCUGAAGGUGACACAUGAACUCUUCUAUCAAUGUGGACUCUCUCACCAGAAAGGGGAGAGGUACAUCCAGCUGGUGGCCAGCAGCAAACAACCCAACCAUGUUCAAACGCUCAACCUGCGUUGGAGUGCCCGGCGAGGAUAUCUGUUAGUGCAGACUGACAAGCCCAUCUAUACCCCUCGGCAAAAAGUGAAUUUCCGAGUCUUUGCCCUGGACCACAAGCUGCGGCCCAGCACUGAACCUGUUGUCAUCACUGUGCAGAACCCACGGGGUUUUCAGGUCCGGAAAGAUCAGCGUGUCGCAGUUAAUUUUGUCAUCAGCGAUCACAUGGCCAUCCCGGAUAUCUCGGAGCCUGGCAUCUGGCGUAUCACAGCCCAGUUCGCCAACACUUUGGAUUCCAACACCACCACGGAGUUUGAGGUGAAAAAAUAUGUGCUUCCUAAUUUCGAGGUGACGAUUGUUCCAGAACGGAAAUAUAUCCUCCUUUCUGGACAGCAGGACUCUGAAUUGCGAAUCGAUAUUCAGGCUAAAUUUUUCUAUGGGAAGGGAGUCACUGGGACAGCCUAUGUGAGAUUUGGAGUAAGCGAUGACAACGGAGCAAAAACUUAUAUCCCUGGACUGGAGAAACAAGUCUCGGUAAUCAAUGGCCAUGGCUCGGUAUCUCUGAAACGCAGCCUCCUGUCGGAAAAACUGGGGCGUCCUCUGCAGGACCUAAUAGGAACAGCGCUCUACAUUGCGGCCACUGUCAUAGAGACAGCAAGUGGCGAGCUGGAGGAACAGGAACUCGCUUCUGUGAAAUUUGUGAAUUCUCCAUAUUUACUGGACCUGUCCAAAACCAAGCGGUAUUUUGUGCCGGGGGCACCAUUCGAAGUGCUGGCUACUGUUUCACUCUCAGAUGGCACACCUGCCCCCCAACUCCCAGUCCAUUUCUCCACCCAGAUAACUGGAGGACCAUCCCCUGACAACACUGCAGUGGACACCAGUGACCAUGGUGUUGUGACAUACAGGAUCAACAUCCCCUCUGGAGCAACAACAGUCACUUUUAUGAUAACGGCGGGAACAGAGUCUCCAGCUGAAGCCACUCUUACUGCCACAGUCAUGAAGUCCCCAAAAGGCAGAUACUUGAUCAUCGACAGCCCAAAACACCUAGACUUGAACCCUGGAGAGACUCUCAAUUUGGGGCUGAAACACGUCGGACCAGAGGACUUCUCCAACUUCUACUACAUGGUUUUGAACAAAGGGGAUAUUGUCUCUGCCAGCAGUGUGGCUCGUGGCUCCUUUACUGUGGUCCCCGUCCGCAUCACCCCCAACCUGAUGCCGGCGUUUCGAUUUGUGGCCUUUUACCGCGCGGGAGACGAAGUUGUGGCAAACUCUAUUUGGGUGGAUGUUGUUGACAGCUGUGAAGGGAAGCUGCAUCUCAGCACAUCAGGAAACACAGAUCAGCUGCGACCCCAGGACAUCCUGAAACUCACCGUCACCACUGACGAGAGAUCUUCUGUCUCUCUAGCUGCUGUGGACACGGCUGUCUAUGCCCUCAAUCGGAAGAAUCGCCUCACUCAGGGCAAGGUUUUCCAAGCCAUGGGAAGUUAUGAUCUUGGCUGCACAGCUGGCAGUGGGGAAAACUCCCUCGGUGUUUUUACUGAUGCUGGACUCUCCCUCCGUGCGGGGAACCUGAACAGCCCACUCCGAAAAGCUCACGGGUGCAAUGUAGACGUUUCCCGGAAGAAGCGUUCUUUGGAGAUCCAAGUCCAACUCCAGGAGAAGCUUUCCAACUAUUCAGCCUCCCAGUUUCAGAGCUGCUGUCGGGACGGCAUGGUGCUGAUCCCCAUGCCCUUGUCAUGCGAGCAGAGGGCCAAGCGGAUCGAAGGAGAGUGCCGUGACGCCUUCCUCGACUGUUGUCGAUACGCAGCUGAACUGCGACGCAAGUCUGGAGGAAACCGUGGUCUUGCUCGGACUGAAGCUGAAGAGGAGGAAGAGGAUUUCUUUGAUGAAGACUUCAUUCAAGUCCGGAGCUUUUUCCCUGAGAGCUGGCUGUGGAAAACAUACACCAUGGAGAAGACAAAGACGGAAACCAUACCGCUUCCUGACUCCAUCACCACCUGGGAGAUACAGGCAGUGAGCAUGUCAGCUGGGAAAGGGAUCUGCGUCUCAGAACCUCUCCGCCUUAGAGUCUUCCAAGAUUUCCACAUCUCUCUGAGGCUGCCGUACUCAGUGAAACGGUUUGAACAGAUAGAGAUCCGUCCAGUUUUGUACAAUUACCAGCCUGUUCCAAUCAAGGCCUUAGUACAUCUGGAGCCUGCUGAGGGCAUCUGCUCUCCAGCCACUGUGGGCCCAGCAAGGAAGCAGCAGGUGGAUGUGCCAGCGAACUCGGCAGUCCCUGUCCCAUUUGUUUUGGUACCCAUGGGAACAACCCACAUCCCCAUCACUGUUGUUGCUCAUGGCGGCUGGGGGGCUGGGGACAAGGUGACAAAGCUGCUACGGGUUGAGAGAGAGGGUGCCAUUCAGGUAGAGGAAUACACCAUCCCCCUGGAUAUUACAGAUGGCCAUUCCAAAUCUGUGGUGAUUUCAGGAGAGAUGCCCUCCAAUACCCUUCCUGAUGGGGACUUCAAAAUGAACGUUCGAUUGACAGGAUCAGUGCCAGCUGACACUCUGGAGAGUUCUCUCUCGCCUGAGGGCCUGUCGUCGCUGCUGCGAGUUCCACAGGGAUGUGCUGAGCAAACCAUGGUCUAUCUGGCCCCGGGGGUCUCUGCCAUGCGCUACCUGGACCAGACAGAGCAGUGGCUAAAAUUGAAACCAGAGAGCAAAGAAAAGGCACUGGAGAAUCUUCGCACAGGCUAUGAACGAAUCCUCACUUUCCGGAAAUCAGACGGAUCUUAUGGAGCUUGGAUCAAAACUCCGAGUAGUACCUGGCUGACAGCUUUUGUGGUGAAAGUUUUGUCUCUGAGCCGUGAGUACCAGGCAGUGGAUGAAGCCAAGACCCGUGAGUCAGUGCAGUGGCUGCUGGGAAAACAAAAGCCCAAUGGCUCCUUCCACGACCCAAACCCCGUCUAUCACCGGGAGAUGCAGGGCGGUGUUGGUGGCCUUCAUGGAGGUGUCUCACUUACAGCAUUUGUUACCAUCGCACUUAAACAGGCAUUGGUCAUGUAUGAAGGACAGGAGUCGGAGAAGGAGGAACAGCUCAGACAAGUGAAACAUCGCCUCUCUCAAGCCACCUCCUUCCUGGCCCGCUCACUGGACAAUCCAUCCCUGGGUCCCUACCCUGUCGCUAUCUCCAGUUACGCCCUCUCGUUUGCUUCGGACAACCGGUCGGCCAUCGCUGCUGCCGACGCCCUCCUGAAGAGACUCGCCACACAGAACGAAAACAACACCGAGAUGUACUGGGACGUGGAGGACCGGGGGCGACUGCGAGGGGAGAGCCGCUCUGACCGGGUGCCGUCAGCCUCAGCCAUCUCAGUGGAGGCCACAGGCUAUGGGCUCCUCCACUUAGUGAAGCAAAAAGACAGAGCAUCAGCUGAGAAAGUAUCUAAAUGGCUGACAGAGCAGAGGAAUUAUGGCGGAGGCUUCAAAUCAACACAGGACACUGUGGUGGCUCUGGAGGCUCUGUCCCAAUAUUGGAUCAGCACCUUUGACAACGAGGAGGACAAUGAACUGAAAGUGACCUUCUCCAGUCCCGGGAAAAUCUUGCCGAGACAAAUCUCCUUGGGGAGGUCGAAUGACCCUGCCCAGGAAGAGCUGCAGUUUUCCUUGGGAAGUAACAUCCGUGUCAAGGUGGAAGGGAAAGGAAAAGGGACAUUGACUGUCCUGAAGCAAUUUCAUGUCAUGGCUGUGCAGAACACCUCCUGCCAAACUCUUGGCUUAGAGGUGAAAGUGAGUGGCUCGGUUCGCCGUGAUGCAAGACUGAUGGAUUACUAUUAUGAGUAUGAAGACUAUACAGCUGGAGAAGCAAGGCCACCGUCACUGCCUGCUGACCAGCCGCUCUCGCCUAUCCAGUUAUUUGAUGCCCGCCAGCGCCACAGGAGGGAAGUCAAAGGUCCUGACCAGCAGCGAAGAGAUGUCACCUAUGAUGUCUGCAUCUGGAGACAACCAGGGGCCCGUGUCUCAGGCAUGGUCGUGGCUGACAUCACCAUGCUGAGCGGCUUCCAACCAGACCAAGAUGACCUUGAAAAGCUGCGAGAUCUCGCCGAUCAAUACAUCAGCCAUUGGGAGAUCCAUGGACAUCGGCUGCUGCUGUACUUUGACACGGUGCCUGGUACAGGACGGGAAUGUAUUUCCUUUGGAGCAAAACAGCUGGUCCCUGUGGGGAAACUCCAGCCAGCAAGUGCUUCCCUCUAUGACUUCUAUGAACCUGAGAAGCGCUGCAACAUCUUCUAUGGUAUACACAACAAAGACCAGUUUGUGUCGGCAUUGUGCUCAGAUGAUGUCUGCCAAUGUGCUGAAGGUGCCUGCCCACGUUUGAAGCGACCUCUUGAAGCAAGCAUUACGGAAGGCGAUCGUAUGCAGUUUGCCUGUUACAGUCCCCGUGUACACUAUGCAUUCCGAGUUCGAGCAGAGCGUGAGAGCCAAGAAAGUGCCUUCCGUGUCUAUGAAGUUACCGUCCUGGAGCCUUUGCAGUUCACUGCAGACAUGGGCAUCUCCGUCAACCAGACCCGGCGUUUUGUGGUCCGUGCCGCAUGUCGGACGCGCUUGGCCCCCAACAGCGAGUAUCUUCUGAUGGGACGUGAUGGGGAAACUCGGGACCCUCAAGGCCGCCCCCAGUAUCUUCUGGAUUUGAACUCUUGGGUGGAGGAGAUGCCACUCCCCGCAAACUGCAGGGCCACGAAGAAUCGCAACAAGUGUAUCAGCCUUCAGGAUUUCAUCACUGCCUUCACUGAGAACGGUUGUCGGGUCUGAACCAAAGCACUGGAUCAGAACCCCCUCUGUGCGCCCUCUCUUUCCGCUCAUCACCCACCACUUUCUCUCUGAAUGGAACUACAGAUGCCAACGAUGCCUGUAUUGUUUUUCUCCUCUGAUGGUUUGCAUUUGAAGAGCUCUGAAUCCCAUCAAGGGACUAUCUAGGGUGGUAUUCGGUUGCCAACGGGAAGCUUAGAAGCAGAGCAUGGAAACUACCAUUUUCUCCUGUUGUUUGGUCCCAGCCUUUGUACAUGGUAUCAUGGCAGAGAGACCUGAUCAACAGGACACUUCUCAAACCUCAUCUUGCAUACAGUCUGUUUUACUGUGGGCUAAUAUCGUAAGAGAAAUGUACAUUCUUUUUUGUCAUUCUUACACCUUUAGUCUCCGUGUCAAACUGUCAUACAAUAAACAAAAUAAUAUUUUCA